This is a messenger RNA of Argentina anserina (silverweed cinquefoil), 961 nucleotides long. Its product is annotated as putative glycine-rich cell wall structural protein 1. Lineage: Eukaryota; Viridiplantae; Streptophyta; Magnoliopsida; Rosales; Rosaceae. The transcript is spliced from 2 exons. The record is from RefSeq and is a predicted model, not a curated record. Bases 302 to 961 code for a protein of 219 amino acids.
AAGAGGGAGCAAGAUCACGCAUCAAGUUCUCCGAUGCGAUCAUGCAAAGCUCUCCCCUCACCAGAAUCAGCUCCUCAUCCAAUCCCGCAGGCAGGCAUGCCUUCCUGUCAUUCUCCUGCUCGGCUCUCCGAACCCCAAAAUCGAACGGAUUACCACAUUAUAAAUCUAGGGUAGCACCCUCUUACCAAGCUCUCAUUUCUGGACUGCCAAUAUAGAAAACAAACGCACAGCAAAAUCCUUCACAAUCAGGAGAUAGGAAAGCUAAAGAAAUAGCUGAUCAUAUUGUGGUACAGGUUUAUUCAUGGGAAGGAGCCAGGUUUCAUGGAGUCUUAUUUUCUUGGCUAUGGGGCUGUUAAGCUACGUCUCUGUUGAAGCUACAGGGAGGUCUCUGAGACACAAGGGAAAUGAAUUGAACAAGGGGCUCCAGGGCUGGCACGGUAAAGAGACUACCUAUGGCGAAAUGACUGCAGGUGGUUUCGGGGGAGGGUCUUAUAACAGAGAUGAACUGGACAAGGGGCUCCAGAGUUGGCGCGGUAAAGAGACUACCUACGAAGAACUGACAGCAGGAGGUUAUGGGGGCGGGUCUGGUUAUGGCUCUGGUGGUAGUGGAGGUGGUGUAGACAAUGGUGGCAGUGGCUAUGGAGGCGGUGGGGGUGGUUUAGGAAAUGGUGGCAGUGGCUAUGGAGGAGGUGGUGGAUCUGGUAACAAUGGUGGUGGUUAUGGAGGUGGAUCUGGUAACAGUGGUGGUUAUGGUAACGGCGGCGGAUUCGGUAAUGGUGGGGGAUAUGGCAAUGGGGGUGGAGGAGCUGGAGGAGGUGGUGGCUUUGGCAAUGGUAGCGGAGGAAGUGGACAUGGGGGAGGCUUUGGUAUGGGGUCAGGUCCAGGAUUUGGUGCUGGAGGUGGGGGUGGCGGCGGUGGUGGUGGUGGUGGUGGGGGAUAUAAUCAUGAUGAGAAGAACUAA